This is a messenger RNA of Populus euphratica (Euphrates poplar), 1302 nucleotides long. Its product is annotated as PLASMODESMATA CALLOSE-BINDING PROTEIN 3-like. The coding region runs from base 242 to 943 and encodes 233 amino acids. The record is from RefSeq and is a predicted model, not a curated record. NCBI's taxonomy places the organism in Eukaryota, Viridiplantae, Streptophyta, Magnoliopsida, Malpighiales, Salicaceae. The transcript has 4 exons.
AUAACUGUCUUAAUACGAAAGCGAUUAAAAAAAGCGUAAAAAUACAGACACCCCCACUACCCCACCGUCACUCCUCAUUUUGUUGUCUAGAAAUCUCCAUCCCCCAACACCCCUUCCUCCCACUAAAUUCACUCUCUCUCUCCCCCUCUCUUCUAACAGUCACUGCCUUUCAUCUUAGAAGUUCUAUCCUCUCUAAAAUACAUCUGUGUCUCAUAUUUUAGCACACGAACUUGCAUCAUUCAUGGCUGUUUUAGUGUUUUUAGGUCUUUUCUUGGCCCUCACUGGCCAUUCAAGUGCUACUUACUGCAUAUGCAAGGAUGGGGUUGGUGACACACAGCUGCAAAAGACCCUGGAUUAUGCUUGUGGAGCCGGAGCUGACUGUACCCAAAUCGUUCAAAAUGGCCCUUGUUACCAGCCCAACACUGUAAAAGAUCACUGCAGCUAUGCUGUUAACAGCUACUUCCAGAAGAAGGGCCAAGCUGUUGGGAGCUGUGAUUUUUCAGGAACUGCCAUGACUAGUGCCACUCCUCCUCAAAAUGUAGCCUCUGGGUGUACAUAUCCUGCAUCUGCAACUCCAAGCACAGGAACAGGCAACACCCCAACAACCACCACUCCAAGCACAGGCACAACACCCACCGGCACCGGCACAGGCACAACACCCACCCGCACCGGCACCGGCACCGGCACAACACCCACCGGCACCGGCACCGGCACAACACCUACCGGCACAGGCACCGGCACCGGAACCGGCACAGGCACAGGCACAGGCACCGGCACAGGAUCUAUAAUUCCUACUCCGCCUUCAUCAGUGUUCAACUCAGGAUUGGGCCCAACUGGCUUCAAUGAUAAUAGUAGUGAGGCUCCUGCUUUUAAGGGCACUAACUUGUGGUUCAUUGUAUCUUUGACCCUCUUGUCUUCAGGCAUAUUUUUGUUGUGGGGUUGACGGUGAGAAGCUAAAACGGGGGCAAGGCGGUGGGGGUGGGUGGGGGUUUGAUGUGUAGAUGAUUUCAUUUUGCAACGGAAGGUUGGGUAGGCAUGUAAUUUUACGUUGGGAUUGUGGGGGAUUGUGGGGGUCAUCUAGAGCCAAACCUCACUAGGGUUUUUUGGCGCUUUCCCCUCCACCUAUGUGAAAAAGCUAGGAAUUUGAUUCCUAUCGAGUGGAUGAUAUGUCUGCUGUGUUGGGGAACCUGAUCUCUUCUUUUUAGAAUUUCUCCUUUUGUAUAUCUAGAGAGAGGUUGUAGUAUUUUUUUUUAUAUUAAUCUAAUGAAAAGUUGGCCCAUCCACCACCCCCAGUUUGAGGCA